UCUGGACAAUGAUCACAGAGCCAGAUUGGAUUAGUGAAACCUAUUUACCAGAAGUUCAGAGCAGUUGCAUGAAGCUGAAAGGCAGUCAGGAGAGAGAGGUGGAAAAUGCACCAGAUUUACAGCUGCAGCGACGAAAAUUUAGAAGUUUUCACCACCGUGAUUUCAUCCAAAUCAUGUAGUCCUGCCCGGAGGAGAGCCAAAAGUACGCAGCACUUCCUAACCAAGAGUGUGAUAGCGGUGUCUGACUGUCAGCCCCACCACGGUAAUCUCCACCAAAUGUUCUACAGAGAAGAGGAGGUGCGGGGUUUGGGCCGCCUGCGGGCCGGGCAGCAGGGACCCUGCACCACCAUGCACGUGGGAAUAACUGAACGAGAGUCAUCCAAGUCCUGCAAUCACCAGUCAGAUAGAAAAUCUUUGCAGCCCCCGUCAUCGCUAGCCAUCCCCAUCGCAGCGAAGCCAGCGGCUCUUACAGGCUCCCCCAUGGAUGACCACCCGCUCGCAGACGACCACAGGCAGCGCUUGAGGAAGAUGGCAGAGUACGACCUUACCCUGCCACCAGGAGCAGAAGCAUCUCUACCACUGACAGGAGGAAACCUGUGUGGGACACCCAGCCUGCUGAGGAAGAUGUGGAUGAAGCACAAGAAGAAGUCGGAGUACCUGGGGGCAACAAACAGUGCCUUUGAGGCAGACUGACAAGCCUUGGCAUCUCUCAGAAAGACAAAAGUUCCUUUAGCCAGGACAAGGUGCUCUAGGAUUGAUAAGGGAACAGACACAGCACAGCUCCCCCAGGAAAAUUAUAUCCUUUUCAUUACUUGAUGCCAUUGCCUCAGAAAGGUAGGAGAAAGGCUAACUAAGGUAAAAGUGGUGAGUGCGAUGCAGUGUGCUAGCCUUUCCUUGUUGCAAUACACUAGAACCCCAAGUAUCCCACUAGAUGUACGUCUUGACUCGAUGCUGACACUUCUGCUGACCUAUUGUACAUGUCCUGUCUGAAUCAGCUCAGACUCACAACAGGAGAAGCCUGCUAAGAUGUUUGUGUGUUCCUGCAAGGUUACAAUUCUGUUUUUGUUACAGAGUGCCAUUGAGAGCCAGGGGUUUGCUCGUUGUGUACCACUGCUUGCCCUCUUCCUCUUCUCAUAUCCUUUCUUCUGAGAAAGGAGACAAAAACUGCAUCUUACUACUUGCUUGGUUAAAUGACGUAUGCUACACAUCUUUUUUUCUUCAGUUUUGAUGUUUCAAGACAGGAGUAAAAGAUGCAAAAAAAAUUAAAGAAAAGAUGAGUCAGAACGGAGCAAGUUUGCAAAUACAGAUUUACCAAACUUUGCCACAUGGCAAGUCACUGGUGCUUUAAAGUCCCCUGCCAGUUCAAACAAUGAGCUUCUGAAUAACCUCAAGAAACACUUUCUUCCAUUGAACCUGCUUAUUAAGUCAGUAACUUGCGUUCUACCUGUGUGGUACAGAAUAUUUUCCUAAAUGUGCAAAAUGCUAGUAGAAAAGAAAAUACAUAAAUGAUGCAAGUAGACAACUAAAUGUGAGAUAUUUGCAUAUACCAGAUCUUUGCUUAUGAGCUGGUGGAUUCAAUGGAAUCCCCUACCCCCAUUUUAUUUUUUCAAACUUAGAAAUUGCCGAUCAUGGUCCCUUGGCUUUCCUCAAAAAAAAAAAAAAAAAAAAAAAAAAAAAAAAAAAAAUUAAUACAAAAAAUGUCACCAGAAUUACAGACAACAUUAUAUUAGUCAGGAACAAUACUUGUCUCACAUAAGUGCUACCCUGGUCAUUGCACAAGACUUUGGUUUGCUGAAAUACACAAUUUUAAAUAUAAAAUUGGAGAAACUAUGGCUCCUGCAGCUCAUAGCAGUGAUGAUUUCUGUGAUCUAACUGCCAGUGCUCCAAAGCAUAAAUGAAUGGGUGGCCACCGAUGCACCACAGGUAUGAAUGGUAUGACUGCAGCCAGCAGUGUAACUGCAGUUAUAUCUCCUUCCCUUCCUACCACAACUACCCAGGUAAUUUCUGCACUUGUGGCAUCUGCUGACUUCAUCCACUGCUUGUGUUAAGAUAUCUUCAACUUGGGCUUUGAAAAAACGUAUUCCCAGUUUCUUUUCCAGUGAAGGACUGAGAGAGCCUUGGAUUACAGCCUACAGAGGUGCAGGCUUGGGCGGCGAUCCACAGCCAAAGGCCACCAAAUCAGAGCUACCAAGGCGCAGCCCAGGCAGGAGGGAAAGGCUGCAAAAGCAACCAGCUCCAUUGGCUUUGGGGUGAGCAGGAUGGAGAGGUACACAGGAAAGGUUCACAGCCUGACAACCUGAGAAACCAAGGUCUGUGCAAUGUGAAACCUUUCAGCUGGAGCCUGACCCCACUGCCCACAUGCAAUAGUCUGGACAGUGUAACCCUGCCAACAUCAGGUCCUACGUGGCUGAAGCCAUCCCCAUUUUUUUCCUGAAAUAUGUUUUACAAAUAUCACAAACAGCACUAUCCCCUCCCCUGCCCCCAGCCCUGCCACUGGCCUUGGCCUUGCUGGCACAUGCUAUUUUUAUGUGAAUAGGUAAACCUAGUGCAUUCAGUGGGACUAUUCGCUUGUACAGCAGCACAUACGUUCAAGGAGUAGGGAGAACACUAAUAACUAGGCUUAUUCCCUAAGCAAAGCAAAAAUAAAAAGCAGAAAAACAGAGGGAAAUGAACAUUUGCUUCAUUUGGGGUAAUUAACACUGAGCACUUGUAGCUUAUGUGGCCUGGAGAGUUCAGUCCAGGGCAGCAAGAGUUUUGUCUGUUGAGAGCUGUACCUUAGUAUUUCAUUUUGUUAAUUAAUAGCUUUAAGCAGUAUGAGGAUGGAGAAGAGACGGUUAAUGUUUCUACAUAAAAUUUGCUGUGUCUUGAAAUGUGUAUUUAUGGUUUCCUUAUUUAUUUAAUUUAUAAUUUGUGUCUGAGAAGGAUUUGCAAGAUGCAUAAUUAAUUCCUCUGUAUCCCAGGAACCACUGAAGAUUUCUUGUAUUGUAGUAGAUACCUAUUUUAUUGAUUCAAAUAAAAUACGUCCUGUUCAUACAAAAAAUAAAAGAAACACGUAGCAUGUGGUAAGAUAUGGAUCUUUGUGACUUAAAAGCUUUUUGGAAGGCUUUUGUGAGAAAUAAAGGCAGGUUUUGUCAUACUGAAGAACAUGCAUAUCUGAUGGCAAAAAUCCAAGGUUUGUUCCCCCACAGGAAGAGCCCGUAAUUACGUGUUUGUGAAUGGUCCCAGUACUGCACUAGUGGAAAACCCAUCCAUUUUUAUUAGAUACUCAGAGAAAAGCCCUGGCACAGCCAGGCAUUAGACAUCACACAUAUGUUUACUCAUCUGACCAGAAGAGCACUAUGGACAAUGACGUCUAAUCUCCUUGUGGCCCUGGGAGGUGAGCAGUGUCGCCUCCCUUCCACCCAUCACAUAAGAGCACCAAGACAGAGACUCCUCAAGGGUAAUUAAGGCCCUAGGAAAAAAUAAAACCGAGUACUUUCUAUUUUCAGUCCUACCAGUUGGCAGCAAAAUCACUCAGCUUACCUCAGACCUUCAUGGCCUUCAGAAAGCGUAGGCUGAACCACGGAAGGCACAACACAAGGCCCAACACGAGGUGGGUGGCACAGGGACACUGGAACUGGAGGA
This is a messenger RNA of Anas platyrhynchos (mallard), 3624 nucleotides long. RefSeq names its product vexin (gene VXN). The record is from RefSeq and is a predicted model, not a curated record. Gene Ontology annotation, biological process: neuron differentiation; neurogenesis. Lineage: Eukaryota; Metazoa; Chordata; Aves; Anseriformes; Anatidae.